Molecule: messenger RNA, 1830 nt
Organism: Colletotrichum siamense
Lineage: Eukaryota; Fungi; Ascomycota; Sordariomycetes; Glomerellales; Glomerellaceae
Gene: RTG2
Product: Retrograde regulation protein 2
Exons: 3
Coding region: 1-1830 (609 amino acids)
Biological process (GO): regulation of transcription by RNA polymerase II
Source: RefSeq, a predicted model, not a curated record
AUGGCUUCAAGCGCUGACAUCAUAACGCUUGACAACUUUGAGCGGCUGUUGCCAAAAUGGGACCCCGCGGGCCCCAAUUACCUGUACGCCCUGGUUGAUAUGGGCAGCAACGGCAUCCGCUUCUCCAUCUCGGACCUCACCCCGCCCCAGACCCGUCUGCUGCGCCCGAUAUACCGCGAACGCGCCGGCAUCUCCCUUUUUGACGCCCUCAACUCCUCCUCCACCGCCGCCUCCGAGCCCCUGACCUUUCCCCCCGAGACAAUCACAAAGGUCGCCGAGACCCUCGCCCGCUUCCGUCGCAUCGCCGUCUCCUAUGGCGUUCCCCCCGCCCACUUCUCCGUCCUGGCCACCGAGGCCAUGCGCCGCGCCGCCAACGCCGCCGAUAUGCUAAAGGCCAUCCGCGAGGCUGCCGACAUUGGAGUCCACGUCCUCGCCCCCGAGGUCGAGACCCUCUUCGGCGCCGUCAUGGGCUCCCGCUCCGCCUUCGUCGACAUCUCCCGCGGCGGCCUCUUCCUCGACCUCGGCGGCGGCUCCGUACAGAUGACCUGGGUCGACACCCGCCUGCCCGACUACGAGAUCGCCGCCGCCCUCGCCGGCGAGAGCAUGCCCUUCGGCGCCGCCCGCCUCAUCCGCAUCCUCGAGGGCCAGACCGCGGAGGUCCAGGCCCAAGAGAAGCAGAAGCUCAACGCGAGCAUGCAGGGCGCCUUCGCCAAGCUCUGCGACAAGUUCCCCGCCCUCGCGCAGGCGAAGCAAGAGUGGGCUGCUGCCGGCGGCGCCGUCAACGGGACCGUCCCCGGCGGCAUCGACGCCUACCUCUGCGGCGGCGGCUUCCGCGGCUACGGGUGCAUGCUGCAGCACAACGACCCCAUCCAGCCGUACCCGAUCCCCUCGGUUGGCACCUACACCGUGACGGGCGAGUUCUUCAAGCAGACGGAAAAGAUGCGCCGCGUCAACCGCGAGCACGAGGGCAAGAUCUACGGCAUGUCGAAGCGCCGCCGCCAGCAGUUCCCCGCCAUCAUCGAGGUCGUCGAGGCCUUCAUCCGCACCGUCCCGCACUUGCGCACCGUCACCUUCUGCGGCGGCUCCAACCGCGACGGCGCCCUGCUCAUGAAGCUCCCCAAGAGCGUGCGCGAGAGCAACCCGCUCGAGGCGCUCGCGGGCUUCGCGCUGCAGAGCUACUCGGGCGAGGAGGACGGCGAGCUCGCCGUUGCGGGGGCGGUGCUGCGCACGCUGUACGGCGCGGUGCCCAAGAACGUCGACAUCUCGCGCACGCCGACCGUCUUCUCGCUCGGGCUCGGCCCGCUGUUCGCGAAGCAGAUCUGGAUCCACCAGGGUGAGGACGACGACGCCAACGCGUCGUACGCGCUGCACGAGACGGUCACCAGGGACCCGAGCGCCCCCGGGCUGACGCACCUGGCGAGAGCGGUGCUGGGCCUGACGGUGUGCGCGCGGUGGGGGUCCAACCUGGGCCCGAUCGAUGCGCAGCUGUACGGGAACCUGAAGGGUCUCGUGGCGGAGGCGAAGCUGGAGAGCGUGUUUUGGGCCGAGUAUUUGGGUGCUGUCGCGGCUGUGAUUGUGGACUUGGUGCCGGCGUGGCCCAAGAAUGUGGAUGAGUUGGAGUCGACUUUAAGAUUCGAAGCCAAAGAGAGCGUAGACCCAGACAAGAAGCGCGCGCGGAUCGACCUCGUCGUGCACGUCGCGCCGGGCGCCGCGGUGGGCAUCGACCCGGAAGACGUGCUGGCGCGGCUGGCGAACGUGGGGAAGAAGCGCAAGGACGGGACGAAGCCGGAGAAGAGGGUCACGGUCAGGAUCCAGGAGAUGCAGAAGUGA